Ilex paraguariensis (yerba mate) is the source of this 2279-nucleotide messenger RNA. Lineage: Eukaryota; Viridiplantae; Streptophyta; Magnoliopsida; Aquifoliales; Aquifoliaceae. The record is from the annotation of a GenBank genome assembly.
AACUGGUGGAAGCCAAUUCAAUUUUGUUCUGGUUUUGUUUUGCUUUGAAAAGGCAAAAUUGGAAUUGGGUUGGUUUGAAAAAACCACAAUUUGAUUCUGUGGGCGCUUUGCAUUUAUAUAAUCUGUGUUUUUUAAAUUCGGGUACUUGGGGAAUCAUUGUGAUUGCGGGAAAUGGAAUCGAAUGCGAAGUCAAUCGAAGAUGUGGUGGAAGAGAUUAUGAAAAUUCACAGAUCUCUUCCAACAAGACCUGGAAUCGAUGAAGUCGAAGCUGCGAAAAUUUUGAUUCGAAACGUUGAACAAGAAGACCAAGCGAGAUUCGAGGCCAUUGCAAGCCAAACGAAGAGCAAAGAGGUACCCGAAGAAUUGUUCAAGGUUUUGCAAGAAAUGCAAAGGAAUUUGGGGUAUUUGCAUAGCAAAGAACAGAAAAGGGAGGCUAUAAAACUGUUGGAUCUCGAGAAUGUUCAUACUCUGUUCGACGAUUUGAUUCAGAGAGCGUCGAAAUGCUUAUCUCCGACCUCGGCCUCGAGUAAUUCUCAUUCUAACACUUCAGCUUCAUCGAGUAGUUUGUCUUUGAACAAUUCGGCUUCCUUUUCUGGCAAUAGUUUCAAUUCGCCGAGUACUACUACGACUACCACGUCAUCGUCUAGCUUGUAUUUUGACAAAGAGCAUGUGAAAACUUCUGAGAUGUAUACCAGAGAUGAUAGUUAUUUGAAGAAGGCGAAAGCGACAUUUCAUGUUGAUGUAAUUGGGGUUGGACUUCGAUCCGGAGAUGCUUCGACAACGCCCCAGAUUGUGGAUUCAACUCUGAAACCAGCUAUUGCUUCAGGUCAAGAUGGUGAGAAAAUGAGUUUAAUUAAGCUUGCUAGUUUUAUUGAAGUCUCUGCGAAGAAAGGAACUUGGGAUCUGAAUCUUUCAAACAAGUUGAUGGACCAAAUUGAAUGGCUUCCUGAUUCAAUUGGGAAGCUAUCGAGUUUGAUCACCUUGAAUUUGUCUGAGAACCGAAUUGUGGCCUUACCGGCCACGAUUGGAGGGCUUUCAUCAUUGACAAAAUUAGACUUGCAUUCAAACAGAAUCAAUGCACUCCCAGAGUCUAUAGGAGAUCUCCUGAACUUGGUAUAUCUUGAUCUUAGUGGGAACCAGUUGAUAUCUCUGCCUGCUAGCUUUGGUAGAUUAGUCCGGCUUCAGGAGCUUGAUUUGAGCUCGAAUAUGCUCUCUGUGCUCCCCGAAUUCAUUGGUUCACUCGUCAGUCUCAGGAAAUUGAACGUGGAGACUAAUAAUAUUGAAGAAAUUCCUCAUACCAUUGGGCAGUGUUCUUCGCUGAGGGAGCUUCAUGCAGACUAUAACCGGCUUAAAGCCCUCCCGGAAGCUGUGGGACGAAUUGGAUCCUUAGAGAUUCUGUCUGUGCGUUAUAAUAACAUCUCACAAUUGCCUACCACGAUGGCAUCCCUGUCAAGCUUGAGGGAGCUUAAUGUAAGUUUCAAUCAGCUUGAGUCCGUACCUGAGAGCUUGUGUUUUGCCACCACACUCGUAAAAAUGAACGUUAGCAACAAUUUCGCUGAUCUGCAAUCCCUGCCAAGGUCUAUCGGGAACCUUGAGAUGCUAGAGGAGUUGGAUAUUAGUAAUAACCAAAUUAAAUUCCUGCCAGAUUCUUUUAGGAUGCUAACACAACUACGAGUCUUAAAAGUGGAAGGAAAUCCUCUGGAAGUGCCCCCAAAUAAUAUAGCUGAGAAGGGCGCACAGGCGGUUGUUCAUUUCAUGGCAGAACUUGUUGCAAAGAAGGACGUCAAGUCACAGCCAGUCAAGCAGAAGAAAUCUUGGGCUCAAAUAUGCUGCUUUUCAAGGUCUAACAAACGGAAGCGCAGUUGGGGAGACUAUGUGAAAGCCUGAUUUAAUGAAGCUCACAUGAAACACAUGGUAUUUCUGCUAGGAAAAUUGAGCUGUCAUUGGGUUGGAAGAAAGCUGGGAUCUUUGGUGGAACCUUUCCUUCGUACGUUAGAAGUCAGAUAUGGUUCUGAUCUUUGCUUCACCAAUUAUAAAUUUUUUCUUUGAAUUCUUUGACUCAUCUUCUGUUCUAUUUACCUGUAUUUCUUUAUGUUGUUGAUCUAAAUGAGAUGUAAAGGACCUCAACCAGUAGAAAUGGGGGAGACAAAUGUUGUAUUCAACAUCCUUCGGUUUUUAUGAUGUAUGAGUUUACUUUGUUUGCUAAUUUUACAGAACUUAUUUCUUUUGAAACAUAAUCUAGUGAAAUCUUUUGUCUUCUCGAUUUUAGUCUAAUUCAG